UCCUGAGCCGUCGCCGCCGCCGCCGCUGCCGCCGCCGCCGCCUCCGCUCGAAGAUUUCUUCCCAAGCGGGGGCACUGAUGGGCAUCGCCGCCUUGCCACAGCUGCCUGGGACCCAAUCCUGUGCCUGGGCUGUUGCCGCUGCUUGCCUUCGCUGGAGGCGCCCCCCUGCGAGUGGUGGGAUCGUACUGUAAGAUGUAGAAUGCGCCCAGUGCUUAGAGCCAAGCGGCAGCAGCCUCUCUUGUGGCCCGGGAAUGCGGAACCCCCAGCACCUCCUUGGAUUUGGAUGGUCCCAAGUGCGUCUGGGCUUUUUCGGAUCGGAGGCGCUGCCGGGGUAGUGCCCCCUCCUCCUCCUCCUCUGCUGCUCUCUUCGCCUCCUCCUCCUCCCCCACCUCCCCCGCCGCCGGCCCCGUUGAUCCAGGGGGUUUCGAGCUGGCAACUUCCCUGCGACCCUUUUGUGCCUUUGAUGGCAUCGGAGCACCACUCGACCGUUCACCAGUUCCCGUUUCUGAACGGACAGUGGAUAUUUGGACCUCAUUCUCCAGUAAUUGGAUUUUCACCUUCCUCAAAUGUGGAGUUUGUUCCUCUGAUUCCUCAUGUGUAUACUACCACCGCUCUACCACAUUCUGGGAAAAGUUGGGUAGAAAAGAGAUUACCAAAUUGCAGGAUUUAUUUGAACAACACAUUUGCUCUUGAUUCAACAUGGAUACAUCCCAAGGAACUAAGAAUCUACCAAGGACAUGAAAAGCCUCUUGCUACAACAAACCAAGUAGCUGUGGCAGUAUCUAGGCCAGCCACUGCUCCAAGGCCUUUUCCUACAGUGGUAUUAACACCUCAACCGAUUCCAGCUGGUUCCCUUAAACAAACUGGAGGAAACCAGACCAUUGCCUUUGCAGCAGCCAUGCUGUCCAUAGAUGCUGAGCCCCCUCAGGGACCACCAUCAAGUAUCCAACCAUGUCAUGUGCUGACUUUGUCACCAAUAAAAAUUCCGGUUUUGACAUCACCUUUCCAAGGUAUUGCUUCUAGACUCGAAACUCGCAUGACUCCUCUGAUGCCAGCUCAAGUCACCAGGGUAGCGGCUAUCUCAUCACCAGCUGUGACGUUCAUGGCAACCAAUUUGGUGGAUCAAACAUUAGCAGAUAAAAGGAAAAAACCAGACAGAACAUCCUGCCCACCAACCCUAAUUUUACAUACUGAACUGAAGAAUAAGCCAGCAGAAAAUGAAAAUGAGAAGACUCAUUCUUUAAAACUACUCACAGAUGAUGAAAACACUUCAAAUGGCAACAAGCCUGUUGCAUCUACUCCUGUUCCAGGAUCUCCUUGGUGUAUAGUCUGGACUGGAGAUGAUCGAGUCUUCUUCUUCAACCCUACAAUGCAAUUGUCAGUAUGGGAGAAACCAGUGGAUCUAAAGAACCGCGGUGAUAUUAACCGGAUCAUUGAAGACCCACCUCAUAAACGCAAACUGGAAGCUUCAGCAACAGAAAAAGAUGGCACAGAUCCAGAAGAUAUGAGUGAUGACAGCAGCAUCAAAACAAAGAGAAACAAGUUGGAAAAUUCACAGAAUACAGAAGUAGAAAAAAUAACAAUGGAAGAGAAAAAUGUGAAAACAUCAGAACAUCCGAUUACCCUUCCCUUGGAGGAACGUAUUACCCAUUUUCGAGAUAUGCUUCUGGAAAGAGGGGUCUCUGCAUUUUCCACAUGGGAAAAAGAACUUCAUAAAAUUGUGUUUGAUCCACGUUAUCUUCUUCUAAACUCAGAAGAACGUAAACAGAUAUUUGAGCAGUUUGUCAAGACGAGAAUAAGAGAAGAAUAUAAGGAAAAGAAAAACAAAUUACUGCUAGCCAAAGAAGAGUUUAAAAAGCUGCUUGAGGAAUCUAAAUUGUCACCCAGGACCACCUUUAAGGAGUUUGCAGAGAAACAUGGCACAGAUCAACGUUUUCGAUUGGUUCAGAAAAAGAAAGACCAAGAGCAUUUUUUCAACCAGUUCAUACUUAUCCUUAAAAAGAGAGACAAAGAGAACAGAAUAAGGCUACGGAAAAUGAGAUAAAAAGGAAACCUGCAAUAAGAAUGCAAGUCAAAUACUGGGGCAUCCAGAGUGGAGAAGAAGAAUGGCAUGCAUUUUAAUAUCAUCUUUUGAGUUUUUUACUCCCAGCGAUUAGAAGAAGAAAAAAAUCAGAAAAUCCGAAGAGCCAUCUCAGCCCACAAAGUUUCUGUCUGUUGUAUGUGGAAGACUGCACUGCAGAAAUCUGUAGUAUAUUUCAUUCUCAGAGACUUAAUGUUUCAUAUUGAAGCUCUCUUUUUGUACAACAUUCAAAUUUGAUGCGUUUCUAAUUACAUGAUAUGUCAGUCCCUUAAUUGUUUUAAUAAUUUAUGCAAAUUAUUUGUAAUAUACACAAAAUUGAAAUCCAGCGUGAUUUGUUAUUAAGCAGAAGCAGAUGCCAUCCAUAAUAAUAAUAUCAAGGAUUUUUUUUAACCAUUUAAGAAAAAUAAAAAGUAACACUACGCUUCUCUGCACAUUUAUUUGGAAAUAAGUCCUGUUGACUUCACCAACACUUGCUCCCAAAUAAAAGUAGUUAAAAACGCUGCACAGUUAUGUUUCAGCAGCUUUGUACAUUAAAAAAAAAAUGGUUUAAAGGUCCAGUGAUACUGAAGAAAUCAUUAUUCAAUGUUCAUAGGUCUAAGUCUAGUUUUCUGAGUCGUAGUAGUAAUAGGGUAUUAAUUGUAAUCAUAGUGAAGAUGUGAAAACCCCGGCAUCUUUCCUGUAGAAAAGUGUAUAAAUCUUUACCAAAAAAAGCUUUGUAAUUAAAUUGUUCUCAAUAAUGCUGUAGGCCAGGAGUCUCCAACCUUGGCAACUUUAAGCCUGGAGGACUUCAA
This is a messenger RNA of Ahaetulla prasina, 2871 nucleotides long. It is a transcript of the gene TCERG1L, whose product is annotated as transcription elongation regulator 1 like. The transcript has 13 exons. Gene Ontology annotation, molecular function: RNA polymerase binding; transcription coregulator activity. The record is from RefSeq and is a predicted model, not a curated record. The coding region runs from base 200 to 2044 and encodes 614 amino acids. NCBI's taxonomy places the organism in Eukaryota, Metazoa, Chordata, Lepidosauria, Squamata, Colubridae. Gene Ontology annotation, cellular component: nucleus.